CGUCUCUCUCUCAGAGACCCAAGGUGAGGCUCAGCCUCCCACUUUAAAAACCUAAUCGUCAUUCUCUUUUUAGCAUUCAAAAUUUAGAAUUUCAAAUUUCAAAUUUCAAAAUUUUUACCCUUUUCUAAUUUCAAAAUAUUAUACCAUGGCUUCGACAAGAAAGGAUGUGGAUCGGAUCAAGGGUCCAUGGAGCCCUGAAGAAGACGAAGCUUUGCAAAGGCUGGUUCAAAACUACGGCCCACGAAACUGGUCUUUGAUCAGCAAAUCGAUUCCUGGACGAUCGGGGAAGUCCUGCCGUCUACGUUGGUGCAACCAGCUGUCACCGGAGGUAGAACAUCGGCCGUUCACUCCUGAAGAGGACGAUACUAUAAUACGUGCCCAUGCUCGGUUUGGUAACAAGUGGGCUACCAUUGCCCGCCUUUUGAACGGCCGAACCGAUAACGCUAUUAAAAAUCACUGGAACUCCACUUUGAAGAGGAAAUGCUCUUCGCUCAGCGAUGAUUUGAAUGAAGAUGCUAACAAUCUCCAACCAUUGAAAAGAUCGGCUAGUGUUGGGCCGGGUAACAAUUUUUCAGGACUGAACUUGAACCCGAGUAGCCCAUCGGGAUCCGAGUUGAGUGAUUCCAGUUUGCAAGGUAUUCAAUCUCCAGUUUGCCGACCAUUGUUGCGAACCGGGUCGCUUGCUCCAGUUGAAGCCUCUUCAUCAUCCACCGAUCCACCCACCUUACUCAGCCUCUCGCUUCCCGGAUCGGGAUCCGACUCGUGUGAGUUCACAAAUCAUGGAUCUGCAUCCGCAUCAGGAUUCGGACCCGUUUUGAAUUCUAAUAAUAUAGUUCAGCCCCAGCCCCAGGUAGCUCAACCACCUUUGGUACAGAAUCAUAGUUCAGGUUAUGAAAAGCAGUUCUUUAGCGCAGAGCUUUUGGCAGUGAUGCAAGAGAUGAUAAGAAAAGAAGUGAGGAAUUAUAUGUCUGGAAUUGAACACAAUGGGCUGUGUAUGCAGACUGAAGCUAUUAGGAAUGCUGUGGUGAAGUGUAUGGGUGUUAGCAAGAUCGAUUAGAGAGAAACACAUUAGUCAAUUAAUUGAUCAUCGAACUAGAACAGUUCAUCAGGGGGAUGACAAAAUGUGAAGAAAAAAAAACCUACCUUUGUUUUUUGUUUUAAUUAGUCGCUCUAUGGUUCCAUUGUCACAGAAAGUAAUAAUUUUGGUAGUGUACAGAGGGGAUAAAUUGGGAAUGAAGAAAGAGGUUUUGUUGA
Molecule: messenger RNA, 1254 nt
Organism: Mangifera indica (mango)
Lineage: Eukaryota; Viridiplantae; Streptophyta; Magnoliopsida; Sapindales; Anacardiaceae
Product: transcription factor MYB44-like
Exons: 1
Coding region: 146-1057 (303 amino acids)
Biological process (GO): regulation of DNA-templated transcription
Cellular component (GO): nucleus
Molecular function (GO): DNA-binding transcription factor activity, RNA polymerase II-specific; RNA polymerase II cis-regulatory region sequence-specific DNA binding
Source: RefSeq, a predicted model, not a curated record